Amoebophrya sp. A120 is the source of this 158-nucleotide messenger RNA. Lineage: Eukaryota; Dinophyceae; Syndiniales; Amoebophryaceae. The record is from the annotation of a GenBank genome assembly.
GUUUAAGAAACGUCUGCAGGAGGCGGCCGCGCGGGAGGAGGGACUGUUGCCGUUCUCCGCAGCGGAAGUGGUCGCGAGGUCCUCUACGGGUCGUUUGGAGGAGCCUGGCGCGGAUGACCGGCCGGGGGUGCAUGAAGACUGGCGCGGCGGGCUGUACA